Molecule: messenger RNA, 1150 nt
Organism: Puntigrus tetrazona (Sumatra barb)
Lineage: Eukaryota; Metazoa; Chordata; Actinopteri; Cypriniformes; Cyprinidae
Gene: c24h11orf65
Product: chromosome 24 C11orf65 homolog
Exons: 11
Coding region: 112-996 (294 amino acids)
Source: RefSeq, a predicted model, not a curated record
AUGUUUCAGUAAUGGUUUCCAGGUUUGCGAAACAAGCAGUAGGCCUGUUUUCAUAUUGGCUACUCUGUUGCUUGAUAUUGAAGAGGACUCCAGAAAUCAACAUGUGCUAGCAUGAGCAAGACAAUGACUGAACACACAUACUCUUUUGACAGGCAUCACUCAACGUCUCCAGCUGGGGAAAAUACAUCAGACGCUAAUGUCAUACUUGUCCCACAGCUGGAAACAGUUUUUAGCAAAGCAGCCAGGAUCAUCCAGCGAGCAUGGAGGAAACGCGUUGAUACUGCUGUUUUCAAGCACCUCAAGAAACUAGUGAGCUUCCACAAUCAAGGGGAUCCACGUCUCCUUCUUAGGCUUAUUAAUCCUGCAGAGUCUAACAUUCUGGAUGCUGCUUCAGGAGCGCUUAUCCGAUUUAGACUGGGUGGGCCAACCUAUCCUCCAAACAUCUACUUUAAAAUAUACACUCGUGCACCCAUAGUGGACAUGUGUGCCUCUAGUCCUAAAGAUUACACACAGCUGAAGAAACCUGCUCCAAGCCAGAUUCAUAAUGGCCGACUGAUGAUCGGUGACAGGGAUGAUCACUCUGGGUGGUACCAACGGGUAGAGAACAAUGGCUGGAGGAUUUUGUCUUGCAAGAUUUCCGCGUUUGAAGACCCGAUAACUCAAGAUACCAAUGUUAAGAAAAUACAGUUCCAUCACUGCAAAAUCCGUCGGCGCCAAGAUGUUGCAAGAAAUAAGAAGAUUCGAAAAAUUGAAUGGAUGAGAAAAAUGUAUGCUGAGGGUCUCCUGCAUGCUCAUACAGAACACAGCCAAACAGCUCUGCUGGUGCAAAAAUCCACAGAAUUAAAUUCCUUUGAACAGAUUGGACCAGAUUCAGUUUCUGAGCGGGAAAUGGAUGAGCUGCUUUCAUGGACUCAAGCUCUCAAUUUUGAUGAGUAUAUUAAUGAAUGGAGGGAUCUGGGUACCAGCAAAUGCUGCAUAUUUAUCAAAGAAAAGUAACGUUACCAGGACUUCAGUGUCUCUGUGCGUGAUGUUUGUGAGAUUCCUCAGAUCGGUCAGGAUUCAGUGGUCCAACAUCUGGAUCUCAUCUGAGGCUGGAGUAUAUCAUGCAGCUCUAGUAAUAAAACAAUCAGAUUUGAAUAAAUAAAGCAGG